This is a messenger RNA of Nyctereutes procyonoides (raccoon dog), 10956 nucleotides long. It is a transcript of the gene SCAI, whose product is annotated as suppressor of cancer cell invasion. The coding region runs from base 256 to 1953 and encodes 565 amino acids. Gene Ontology annotation, molecular function: transcription corepressor activity. The record is from RefSeq and is a predicted model, not a curated record. Gene Ontology annotation, cellular component: nucleus. Lineage: Eukaryota; Metazoa; Chordata; Mammalia; Carnivora; Canidae. Gene Ontology annotation, biological process: DNA-templated transcription. The transcript is spliced from 20 exons.
AGCAGCCGCGGAGUCGCCUGGCCCCCAGACUGACUGGCACAGUGGAGAAACCACCUCGAAAACGGAAAAGCAGAUCCUUUUUGGCUGUCUGGGAAGAGUGGGCAAAUCUCAGUCAGUUGGGUUUCUUUCUCCCAAGCUCUCUCCAUAUACUUCCAUGGGCCUCAGAAGCUUAUAUGCCUGCUUGGCAGUAUCCUCGGAGCUCUUCCUGGAUAGGGGAGCCCAUGAAGAAGGACUGAAUUUGCGCUUAAAGAAAUCAUGUCCUCUGGAGGUGCUGAAGAUGAUAUCCCACAAGGAGAGAGAAAAACAGUUACGGAUUUUUGUUACCUUCUGGAUAAGUCUAAGCAGCUGUUCAAUGGAUUAAGAGAUUUGCCACAAUAUGGGCAGAAGCAGUGGCAGUCCUAUUUUGGAAGAACUUUCGAUGUUUACACCAAACUCUGGAAGUUCCAGCAGCAGCAUCGACAAGUCUUGGAUAAUCGGUAUGGCUUGAAGCGGUGGCAAAUAGGGGAAAUUGCUUCUAAGAUUGGGCAGCUAUACUACCAUUAUUACCUACGCACAUCUGAGACCAGCUAUCUGAAUGAGGCUUUCUCCUUCUAUUCUGCAAUCAGACAGAGAUCAUAUUAUUCUCAAGUCAAUAAAGAGGACAGACCUGAGCUGGUUGUUAAGAAGCUACGAUACUAUGCAAGAUUUAUUGUAGUUUGUCUUCUGCUCAACAAAAUGGAUGUUGUGAAGGAUUUGGUGAAAGAAUUGUCAGAUGAAAUUGAAGAUUAUACUCACCGCUUUAAUACAGAAGAUCAAGUGGAAUGGAACCUGGUGCUUCAAGAAGUAGCAGCUUUCAUUGAGGCGGACCCCGUGAUGGUAUUAAAUGAUGAUAAUACCAUUGUGAUCACAUCUAAUCGUCUUGCUGAAACAGGAGCCCCAUUGCUGGAACAGGGCAUGAUUGUGGGACAAUUGUCUCUGGCUGAUGCACUCAUUAUUGGUAAUUGUAAUAACCAGGUUAAGUUUAGUGAACUAACUGUGGACAUGUUCCGGAUGUUACAAGCCCUGGAAAGGGAGCCAAUGAAUCUAGCUUCCCAGAUGAAUAAACCAGGAAUGCAGGAAUCAGCUGAUAAACCUACCAGACGAGAAAACCCCCACAAAUAUCUGCUCUACAAACCAACCUUCAGUCAACUAUACACAUUCUUAGCAGCAUCUUUUAAGGAGCUGCCUGCCAAUAGUGUGCUUCUGAUUUACCUGUCAGCCACUGGUGUUUUCCCCACAGGUCGUUCUGAUAGUGAAGGUCCUUAUGAUUUUGGAGGGGUACUUACUAAUAGUAAUCGGGAUAUUAUAAAUGGAGAUGCCAUCCACAAACGAAAUCAGUCCCACAAGGAAAUGCACUGCCUUCAUCCCGGAGACCUCUACCCUUUCACAAGGAAGCCCCUGUUUAUUAUUGUGGAUUCAUCCAACAGCGUUGCAUACAAGAAUUUCACAAACUUAUUUGGACAGCCACUAGUCUGCUUGCUUUCUCCUACAGCAUAUCCAAAAGCUUUACAAGAUCAAUCUCAACGAGGUAGCCUCUUCACUCUCUUUUUGAACAAUCCUCUAAUGGCCUUCCUAUUUGUCUCUGGAUUGUCAAGCAUGCGCAGAGGUCUUUGGGAAAAGUGUCAAGAAUAUCUUCGAAAAAUCAACCGUGAUAUUGCCCAGCUACUGACCCAUUCACGUUCAAUAGAUCAAGCAUUUCUCCAGUUUUUUGGAGAUGAGUUUCUUCGCUUGCUUCUUACAAGAUUUAUCUUUUGUUCAGCCACCAUGAGGAUGCACAAGAUUUUUCGGGAAACACGAAAUUAUCCAGAAUCAUACCCACAACUGCCAAGGGAUGAAACAGUGGAGAACCCUCAUCUCCAGAAGCACAUUCUGGAAUUAGCGUCCAUUCUGGAUGUUCGAAAUGUGUUCCUUGAGAGUACCAUAGAUGACUAUUAAAACUAACUCUGGUUGAAAAAUUUUUCAUUUGCCACAGAUUUUACAUGGUGCAGUUUUCUAAUGUGAUGACAGACAUAGUGGUGUUACUUAGUUUUAAUUUUUUAAUUUAAGGCCACCAUUUUAAAAAACUGAAAAAAUUGUUCAAACUUUUAGGGUAACUGUUUUAAAAUACAGUCUUUCAAGUCUUUUGAAAAACUCAAUCUUGGAAUUUUUACUUUUUAGUUUUGAGGUAUGGCUGUUUACCUCCAACAUCUAUCCCUACAUACAAAUAGUCAAUGUUCUCACCCUCAAAAGAGUAAAUCAUUUAUUUUUAUAUAAUGAGGAAAAUCCAACUCUUAUACUUGGACCUUAAAUGUAUGGAUUUAGAAAAUAUAUCAUUGUUCACAAAAAUGAAACUAGCCAGCAUGGACUAUUAAAGAUCAAGAACAGUCUUUCCAUAAUAUUUCUUUUCAUUCCAACUUAGUAGGUAGACAAAUGUGUGAUUCUUUGAAACAUAAUCAAAACAGUUUUUGAAAUCAUUUAAUUUAUUAAAUACUGUCAUAAUUUCAGAAACUGUAGAGGAUUGAUUUGCAUCAGAGAGUUAAAUCUUUGAUUGGAGUCUUAAGAUGAUAAAUACCAUUUGGAAUGUGUGAGCCCUGUGUUAUCAUGAGAUAUGCUGGCAUAUUUUGCUCUCUUUGUAAUGGGAAUGCUGGGGAAAAAAAAAGACUUUUAAGUAUUUCAGUCAAAAAAAUCAGAUGUUGGUUUCAUAAUACAAUGUUUCCACAAGGAAUUCUACUUAAACUCUUAAUUCAUGAUAUCAAGUUUAAAGACUAUCCAGAUUGAAGGCUGUGGCAUAUAGUACAGAGGUUAUAAUGUUUUUGCCUAGUUCACAUUUAUGAGACUUCAAAGUCAGAGAUGUUAUUUUAGUUGGGGGUAACUGAAUUGUUAUUUAACCUAAAAUGGAAGCAACUUUUGCAUUGACAAUUUGGAAAUAAGAUUUUUUACAAUACCUUAUCUUUAAUAUUUUAUAUUCAUGCACAAGUUUUUUAUUAUUUUAAGUAGGACUCGGUAUAUAAUAUAAAGUUUUUUUGUGUUUUUCUUCUCUGUCAUCCCCUUCAUAAUUUCAUAAGCAUUAGUGAUAAUGUUUUGGGUUUUUUCCCCCCUUAUUUUGACUCCACAGCAUUCAAGUUCAGAAAUCUAUGAACCAAAAGCCUAAUUUCUACCUAAUUUGCUGUACAGGCUCACAUUCUACCUCUGGCAGUCCCAGGGGAAAUAAGGUGAUUGCUUUUGGUGUCUCUUUCCUAUGUCCUUAGGGAAAUUUUACUGUAAUAUUUUUAACUUGGUUUUCAUUUCGGGCAUAGGGAAUUAUUUGGGUCUGAGUUAUUCAUAUGCCUGUUCCAGUUUGCUGAUUUUUCAUCUAAAGUCUUGAAAUUAUUUUUCUUGAGUUUAGGGGACUUCGUGGCAUUUUAUUCAUUUCUUUUUCAUUAUUUUUGUUUGUUCUUUUUUUUUUUUUUUUUUUUUUUUUUUUUGUUCUUUUAAACAUUAUUUCAGAAAGCUUUAGAAAACUUAUCCAGGAGGGAGAUUUCCUUUGCCUAGUGGGUUGUCUUUUUUUUUUUUUUUUUUUUUUAAUUUUUUUUAUUUAUUUUUGAUAGUCACAGAGAGAGAGAGAGGCAGAGACACAGGCAGAGGGAGAAGCAGGCUCUAUGCACCGGGAGCCUGAUGUGGGAUUCGAUCCCGGGUCUCCAGGAUCGCGCCCUGGGCCAAAGGCAGGCGCCAAACCGCUGCGCCACCCAGGGAUCCCCGGUUGUCUUUUUUUUUUAUAAGAUAAAGACUACUUUUCUGUUUUUUAGUACCUUUAUAAACUUCAUAGGUUUCCUUUCAUAAUGGUGUUCGCCUGGAUUACAGUAAUAGGCUGACCCCCUUGUUUCAGUUCCCCUGAAGUUGUGCGCCAGUAAUGUACCUGACAUCAUGUAUUUUCCUCUCUUCUGAUGCUUAAAAUAAUAUUCAUCCUCCUGAGCUUUAUUCUCACCUGCUUAGCAUUAAGAACACUGGUCUGAGAACUAGGAGACCUGAGUUCUAAUCCUGGCUUUGCUGGUAACUAGCUUUAUGCCCUUUGACAAGUGUCUUCAUGUUUCUGUUUUAUAGUAUUUUCAUCUGUAAAAUGAAGGCAUUAGCCCAAGGUUCCAUCUGGUUCUGUGGUUCUAUAGUUGCAAUCUUGAUUCCAAAAGAAUUAAUUUCUCUCCCCCGCCACCUGGAAAGUUGGUUUCCCUGAGUUUAGCAUAGAUAUUUUCUUUCCUAAGUCAUAUUUAGCUUAUUUUUGUUCACGAAAAUAUCUGGGUCUCAGUUAUUGUAGAAGCUAACCUUGUGAAGAAAUUAGAGCUUUUGUGAUUAGAAACAUAUUUGUCCAAGAACAAAGGGUCUUAGAAAUCACAAUGAGGGUUUAGAUGAUGGCAUUGUUCCUUGAGCUGAUAGUAAUUUCUUAUUGGCAGUUAAAAAUCUGAAGUGAGCCAAAGCAAUCUUGAAUCUUUAAGAAAAGAAAACUGUGGUAGAAAAUUCUAAACCUUUGUUUCAUUCAUGCCUUCAAAAGAAUGUGUACUGAACAACAGCUAUACUCCAGAUUUUGUUCUAGGCAUUGGGAAGCAAAUGAAAUAGACUUAAAAAUUCUUGUCUUCAUGAAGCUUAUAUUUUAGUAGAAGCUUAUAUUUUAGUAGAAGUAGAAGUAGUCAGGCAAUAAAAAUAACUUAUGUUAGAGAGUUGUUAGUUGUAUGAAGAAAGUUUAGAACACGGUAAGGGAAAUGUUUUGAUUGUUUUUGGGUUAAGAAGAGUGUCUGAGUGAUCAGGGUCAGCCUUAUUGAGAUUACAUUUGUGCAAAUACUUCUUCUUUCUUCCUCUCUUUUUCUUUCUCUCUUUUUCUUUCUACUUUAUAUAUGCUUGAAUAUGUAGCAUUUAAUGAACUGUCCUGUACCCCUCACCAAGCUUCUACAUUUUAAGACAUUACUUUAAGCAAGGACAAGAAAUGUAAAGGACAAUCACUCAUGGGUGUUGGCAAAGAAUUUCUUUCAAUGUAUACUCACACCCCUUUAUAAAUAUAAAAAUAUUAAGCCCCUUAUUUAAUUUUAGAAUUCAUAGAAAUUUACACAUUGGAACUAAGAGCAAAACAGAGCAAUGGAAAAAAGCACUUCUUUGUUUUCAAAUUGCACAAACUCCCCCUGGAGAUUCUGAUACAGUCUCUCACCUCCCUUAAGAAUCACUGCAAACAAAACAAAGUAGAGGAUUGAAGAAGUCCCUUACAUACAAGACAAUGUUAAGCACAAUGGAAUUAUUUUCUCUUUAUCCAUAUAUUUCUGAAGUGGGUAAAGCAGCUAUUUCUCCUAUUUCUCAGAAGGCUGAGACCCGAAAACACUAGGUUUACUCAUAGUGGCAGAGCUAGAACUAAAACUCAAAUCUCCUAACCACAGCCCAGUCUUUCUGGUAGCUCAGGUUGCUUUCUCUAAUGAACAAGAAAGAAAUAAUUAGAUAUUUCUAUUUUGGCACAAAAGGAUAAGGUAUUUUUUAAAUAUAUCAAAUAGCGAAACCAGAAAAUCAGUCAGCCCUAGCAAAUUUUUAUUUAUUAAUUAUGAAAAAUCCCCAGACAAUUUAGUGUUGAUUCUAGCCAAGAUAUAUUUUUUGUAUCUGUGUGUGUGUGUUAUUCUCCUAGGAAGUGGUGCUCUCAAAACCUCUCAAAGCACAUAGAAUUUACUGUACCCUUUAUAUUUUUACCAAGUUGAAAUGUUUUGAAAUUAUAAAAGCAAAAUGCAGACUAGUCAUGGCUGAAAUUUUCCUAAUACAGGAUCUGGAUUUUAUUUUAUUUCCUUACUUGUGGUUACUGCCCUUCAUUUUCUUCUUGUAGUAGAAUUCCCUGAAGCAUAUUAAGUGAUAAUUGUGCUGAAUUUCAUUGAGGAAAAGGGAAAAGCAUCCAGUCUGAUUUAAUCUGUCAAUUUGUGGAGCUUUCUUUAGCAUUCUUCUACAAAUUUAAUCUCUGACCUGUGAGACUUCAAAACUUCCUGUCUCUUAAAAGGGGUUUGAACUCCGUUGAAAAUCUUGUACUUAGUUAUCCACUUGUAAUCAGCCUGAUACAUAGAGAACAUUCUGGACUGAAAAUAUAUAGUAAGGUGCCAAGGUCAGCAAACUUGGCUACUGCCAGUGAUUCAGAACGACCUCCCUACCCUAAGUGAGUAAAAAGGUUUGAUAUGAAUAUGAAUGGUAUGAAUCUCCUGGUGAUAUUUUGGAUGUAUAUGUUCUGUGUGUCUUUGAAGAGUAUAAAGGGUAUUUACACGGAGGGCUCUUUUGUUGACCUUAUUUAUUUGAAAAUCUUAUUUUUUUUGUAAUUGCAUGUGUAUAUUUUUGUGAUGCUAAAUGCAAUCUCUGUGUAUACUUUUUUGUAUAUAUGUACAUAUUUGUAAAUAUAUUAUUAUGCAAUGAUGCAGUAUGUGUAUAUUAUAUACCCAUACCCAUUGUGGGCUGAAUUUAUUUAAGUUCUGUAAGGACAUCAUAGUGGCAUUGUUCAUGCUGCUGUAAUUAGGUUGUGGCUGUAUCUCAUUCGUGAGCCUCUAUUUUGAGGGGCUUGUGUUUGGGUAAAAUUGGCUAUUUUGGAGUUGGAAUUAGGAUGAAAAUCUUAACAGAAAGCAAGAUGUUUUUAGCUUUAAAAUCGCCUGCCAAUUUCCAUUUAAAUGGAUGAUAAAUUAGUGAUAUAAACCUGAAAGACCUUAUUGUGUGAAACUGAGACACCAGCAGGUCCUUAAGCUAUAUUAAUCCUUUAUUUUCUUGACCCAUAGUUGGGGAUUAUUACUGAGUAGUAUUUAUAUUGAGAAUUAAGGGGCUGUGGAAAAAAUUACUUUGAUCACAUUUCAAAAUAGAUAGGAAAAUGUCCUUUAAAUAGAGAAAUUUGUUUGUAGUUGCAAUGUCAAUACCUGAUACUAAAUUUUAAUUUGGGAAAAGUAUUUUCACCGAUGUGUCUCAUUUUAUAUCUGUCUCUGUGAGGCAGAAAACGGGGCAUUAGCUAGGGGAAGGCUGUACCUAGGUGGGGUGGGAUUUAAUAAGGAACAGGAGAUUAUUAAUCGUAUAUUUGCAGCAGCAGCUGUGAUUAAUUUAGUCGUCUCAGCGUUUCAGACUAUAGGUUUUUUUUAUUGGAGUUGCAUAUCAAAGAUGAGUAGGCUCAUCUGAGAAAAUGGUUCCAGUGAAUAAAAUGCCUCCAGUUGUAUUUCUUUGUCUCUAUGAGACCACUUGUGUUCUGCAAAUUGAUAUAUUCACACAUGAAAUAGCAAUUCUUAAUAUUUAGGUGCAUGGCAUGCUAUAAAAUCUGGGCCUGCAAACUUCUACCAUAGAUGAUGGGUGGGGGAGGAUAUCCUCUUAGAGGAUAGUAAAUAUGUGCAGUGCCAAUGUGUGAACAUGGAAUAUCACAGAGUAUCAAUGUUCAGUCUCUCCUAUCUUCACCUGGCAUGUGUAUUUGCAUGGACGAGUGUAGGAGAUCUUUAGUAUACACUUGAAUACAUUCACCGCAAAAAUUACGUAGAGGUCAUCUUUGCAUGAUGAAAUAUAAUUGCAAAACAACUGUUUACCCCAUUAUUUUUCAGAUGAUUACAUCUGAGUGAUACAAUAUUAAAUUAUCGUAAAUAGAGGUGUUUGAGUCAGAAGUCGCUUUUACCACCCAACAAAUGUCACGUUUGCCGCUUCAUUUUAUUUUUAAUAAGGAGCCAUCUAUUCAUAACACCUCUCAAUUACUAUUAAAUUUAAAAUAAAGUUAAUAUUUUAAUAUUAAAAUUUGGUAAUGUACUAUUUCUGAAAAAUCAGUGAAAAUGUGACAUUCUUUUGUUAUUGUAACUAAAUCACUUACUGCAAUUGGAGAGUAGCAGAGCAGAUGUUAUGCUGUUUAAAAUUCAUAGAUCUGACUCAGGCUCAGUGUGGACAUUAAUUUGAGAAAGGAGCAGCAAUAAGAAGUGCAGUAGAGAGAUUGACAUUGUGAAUAUGACCUCUGUUUCAAACAGAUGUAAAUACAAUUACUUUGUAGUUAAGUAAGGUAAGAAUUGCUUAGAAAACCAAGUCUAUUCCCCCCAUUCUGUACUCUUAGACAUUGAUACUUUAUUCCUAUUCAUGCAGCACCUCCUAGUCUUUUCUGGACACUGUGACCACUUUACCUUAAAAAAAAGAAAAAAGAAAAAAAGGCAACUCAUCUUCCUCAAAAUAAAAUUUCAGGACACGGUACUACACGGUGUUCCAGCUUCACUGAAUUUUUGGACAGAGACUUACUAAGCAUGCCUUGUGUUUAAGGAAAAAUAAUUGAUGUGUGAAUGGAAUCAAUCGCUUAUUGAAGGGAAGGGUGUCAGGAUAAUGUAGAGGGACAUACCCUUAAAUUGGGUAAAGAUAAGCAUAUUAAAUUAAGUGUAACUGAUUUGUUGGUGCCAUAGAAAUAUUUCCUUUGGAAGUCUGUAAAUAUGAGAUGUUUUCUUAAGCUAAAAUUGGUAUUUUUCACUUACUAGAUUGGUGUAACUUUUGACAAUUCCAUUUCUGUGUAACACUGUUAAUCCCUGAAGCACCAUUUUUUAAUUUUAAAAUGUUUGUUAAUUUCUUUUGCGUCUUCUUUAAAAGUUAUUAUCAAAUCUAAGCAGUGUGGUUUUUUUUUUAAACAUUAUUUGAACAGUAGAUUCAAUUUUUUAAUAAUUUAAAGUAUAUUUUAUUAAUUCUGUACUCCAGAUUCACUUAAGCCUAAGUUUGGUCAUAAAACAUAGUACAUAUUAGGAAUAUUUUCCUAUUUUGGUGAACAUUUCCAGUCUAUAUCCUAAGACAAUCAUCUUUUUAGGUGUAGUAUUGUUUAUUGAGACAUUGGUAAUUUCAGGGUUCAGAGUUUUACUCUUCUAAUAGGCUUAUGGAAUGAAAGUUAAUUGAGUGAUCCUAUCAUGUUCAGAAUGAGAUAGGGAAUUACAGCUAGCCUUCAUAUAGGUUUGCAGUAAAUGGUAUUUAAACUUUUAUAUCACUAAUAUUAUUUUCUCUUUUGAAGCUAUUGUGAAUAUCCACUUGUCUAUGAUGAAAAUUAAGAUUUGUUAACAUUAAAAUUUGACCCAUAAGUUUUCUCAAACAUCAAAUCACUAUGAUCAACCAUUGUAAAAUGUGAAAUGAUAAUCCCAAAAUAAAUACUUCCAAACCAUAGAAAAAUAACCGCUGCAUUAUUAAAAAUUUUAUUCCUACCCUCCUUUGCAGGUUAUGAUUUUUCCUAAUUUAUAUGUUGUGAUGCAUUUAAAAUCUGCAGGAAAAAAAAUUGCUUAGAGUGUUUUAGGACAAUAAGAAUUUUUAUUAUUUCCUGAAGAAUGAGGGUUUUUUUUUUAAAGCUCUUGGUUAUCUUAUAAAAAAUAACUCUCGAUGGUUCAGUAAAAUAUUUUAGGACUUCAUGUUCAUAGCUUUUUAUAGUUAUUGGAUUACAUUCCUUUUGCCACAUAGACCAUAUGGCUAGUUCUCCAAUGAUUUGUUUGUUUUUAAUAAACCUUGCUGUUCAACAAUCAGAGUCUUAUAUUUUGGAGACUUCUUCCAGUUGAGGUAGACAGGACUUAAAUAUUAGGAAAGCCAGAUACAGUGUCCUAACAUUUUCACAGUAUAACUUACAAGUGAAGGAAAUUAUCCAAAUAGGUUAUCUUCAUUGUGUAGCACCAAUAUGAAUAGUAAUUCCAUUAAUUGUUGAAUCAUAUGAAGCAGUUAUAAAUCAUUUCUUACUUUGCUCUAAAAAUUAUUGUCAUUUCAGGCCACAUUUAUUCUUUUCCCUGGGCAGUUUCCAUUGUAAGGUUGAAUAUCCUUUUUCUUUAUUCAAAUCAUCACUAAAGGUUAAGCUAAUCACAUAGGAGUUAAAAUAAGUUAUGUUUGAUCUUUUUCCCUGGAAAUAAUGGUGAACCUCUUGUCUAUAUUAUGGAUAUUAGGCAUAAAUGCACUUGUUUCAAUCAUAGCAGAACCAUUUGGAGAAUACAAUUACUUGAUUUUGUAGUGGUGUGAAAUACUUUUUAAAAAUUGUGCUCAUCUGUAACUGAAAUGUUAUAGAAUUGUAACACUAUAGAGAAUAUAGAGUUAUAUUAAUUAGCUCUCCUCAAGAGAUUGAAGCACAAUAAUUUUCAUGUAACAGUUCUUAUCCAAGUGCUGCUAAUCUUUGUGCAAAUAAUGAAGCUAUAUGGUUGCCUAUCUAGCUAUUCACAAAUCACUGUAAUCCUUGAGACGUAGUCUUGUUGCUCAUUUGUACUAAAUUUUGGGUAUUGUGGGUUAAUAUUUUAGAUCAAAAUCUGUCAACUCAGCUCUGUGAGACAGCAAACCAUUUGGAUUCAUUUUAUGUUUUAUAUGUGUCAUCAGUAGAAUAAAUUUUGAAGGGGCUAUUUACUACCAAUGACUAAAGGGGAAAAUUAUAUUGUCAAUGUCAUUUGACUUGAACAUUUGUGGUAUUGUGAAAGUCUAUUUGUUGUGUUUCUGAAUUGCUUAAGCCAUACAUACUCCUAAGGAUGUUUUCCUGUCGUGUUCCUUUUCAGCAGCCUUUUUCUGCUUUGUCUGUUAUGGUUAAUAUUUCAUAGAUUUUAGAAACUGAGAAGUUACUGAAACAUUUUAUUUUCUUGAGUUCAUCACUUUCAACUCUUGUAUGAUGUGUGAUUUGUCAUAAAGGAUAGCAAGCCUUUCACUGAACUACUUCACUAAAUGAAUUUCAUAGUAAACACUGUGAUUUUGCAGAGUGGAUUCAGUAGGCCCUUCUUUGCAACGUUUUUGUCUAUUACAGUGCCUACCACCUUUAGGGCACUAAUGGUAGAGGAUGGAAAGUUGAACGUUUUGAUGUUUAUUGAAUAACAAGAUUACAGAAAAUUUGAUUUUUGUUGUCUGUAUUGAAAACAUUUUUGCAUUGAUAAAUGUUCUCUAGGAAUGUGACUACAUUCAUCAGGUGUGAACUCUUGUAAAUGAAUUUUGUAUCUUGAAUCCACGUGUAUAUUAAGUGUAUCAUCAAUAUAAAAAUAAACAUUAUUUGCUUAA